AUGGCUAAACCAGGACCAACUGUGCCAGCUAAAAUAAGGGAAAGCACAAGGUUUUACCCUUAUUUCAAGGAUUGCAUUGGAGUUAUUGAUGGUACACAUAUUCUAGCAAUGGUGAGGGGACGAGAUUUAAUUAAUUAUUGUAAUCGUCAUGGCAAGAUAUUACAAAAUGUAUUAGCUGCUUGUAAAUUUGAUUUGGAAUUCAUGUACGUUCUUAGCGGGUGGGAGGGUUCAGCUCAUGAUUCAAAGCUACUAAAUGAUGCUUUAUCAAGGAGGAAUGGACUUAAAGUGCCCCAAGGUCAUGGUAAUGACCCUCAAAAUGAAAAUGAAUUGUUCAAUCUUUGCCAUGCGUAA
Molecule: messenger RNA, 351 nt
Organism: Prunus armeniaca (apricot)
Lineage: Eukaryota; Viridiplantae; Streptophyta; Magnoliopsida; Rosales; Rosaceae
Source: the annotation of a GenBank genome assembly